Rhododendron vialii is the source of this 3260-nucleotide messenger RNA. Its product is annotated as DDT domain-containing protein DDR4. Lineage: Eukaryota; Viridiplantae; Streptophyta; Magnoliopsida; Ericales; Ericaceae. The coding region runs from base 554 to 2785 and encodes 743 amino acids. The record is from RefSeq and is a predicted model, not a curated record. Gene Ontology annotation, cellular component: RSF complex. The transcript is spliced from 12 exons. Gene Ontology annotation, biological process: regulation of DNA-templated transcription.
UUUUUUUAAAAGGUUGUGUGUGUAGCGAUUAUAUAUCUAAAAUCUCUAGACAGCAGAAAUCAGAAGAAAAAAAAAUUAAAAUAGAAGAAGGAGAAGAGAAAAAAAAACCCUUGACCCUCCUUCCCUUUUUUCUUCCCUUUUGCCCUAAUUCCAGGACCAGGAGUCUCAGAAGUCAGAACCCCAAAAUCAAAAUCGAUCAACAGGAGAAAACAAACUCCAUUGUUUUGCCAAACCCAGAUCAAAUUACCACUCUUUUCUUUUACCCCAAAUUUAUAACUCCAAUUUAUUUCCCCCCCUUCUCUCUGUCUUUGAUUCUCUCUCUCAUCGACCAACACUGCAGUAAUCCAGAGAGAGAGAUAGAGAGAGAAAACAAGAAGAAGGGAGAGAUGUGAAAAAAAAGAGAUGGUUAUUAGGAGCUUCAAUCUGCUAUGCCUCUCUUCUCCCAAACCCAAACCCAACCCCAACCCCAAGCCCAAACCCAAACCCCAACUUUCUCUCUCUACCACUCCGCAGCAUCGACUUUCUCUCUCCACUCCCCUCGCUUGACUCCCCAAUGCAACCCCAGGUUGAUCUCCGAUGCGACCCCGCCGUACCCAAUCCCCAACCCCCCGAUCUCCCUGCCGCGUCAACCCCUCCCUCGGCUCCGAUCCACGAAAACAAUCACAAAAUCAACGGCAACAACAACAGCAACAGUGUGGUAGUGAGGAGAGAGAGGCCGUCGCGGGCGUGCACGGCCCGGGCGGCGGCCAGGCUGAGUGCGGUGGCGGCGGUGGAGGCGGCGGUGGAGCGGAGACCGAAGGCGACUCCGAAGAAGGAGCGGUUUCUGCGGCGGGAGGAGGUGGUGGAAGUGGAGGAGGAGCAGGAGCAACCGUCGCCGCUGCAGCCGCAGUACAAGAUCGUUACCCCGCUGGUGGGUGACCCGCCGCUGUCGCAGUUGCCGCGGUGGAGCCUCCGGUCCAUGUCGGAGUUGGCCUCCAUUCUUAAUUUCUUGAAUGUUUUUAGGCCCCUUUUGAAUGUCAAAGUGGAAUUCUCAGCGGAGGAGUUUGAGACGGCUUUGAUUACGCCGAACAACACUUUGGCUGCUGUACAUAUACCUUUACUGAAGGCCAUCCCUCCAAUAACCCGAAUGGCUCUUGGACAUAAUACCUGGAUUACUGUUCUAUGCCGAAAGUUGAGAGAUUGGUGGCAUUGGGUUGCAGAAGGGGAGCUGCCAAUAGUCGCAUCACAUGGGGCCGAGGUUGAAGCAUAUAAUGUACUUGAUCCUGGGGUUCGUGUAGCGAUUUUGAAAGCCUUAUGUGAUAUUCGUGUUGAGCAAGAAGACAUUCGGAACUAUAUCGACAACUCAAUCAAACACGGGGUUCACCUUUCGGCAUUCCGCAAGGAACGCAUUGGGGGUGAUUCUUAUGGAAUUUCAUAUUGGUAUGAAGAUGAUCCCAUGAUUGGUCAUCGAUUGUACCGAGAGAUUAGAAAAGUGGAGGUGAAGAAAGCAAAAGGGAAGAAUGUACAGCCAAUUCCUAGUUCAUCUUAUCAGUGGGAAACAGUUGCGACCAAUUUAGAUGAAUUUCAAGACGUUUCUGAGAAGCUUUUCUCGAGUAAAAAUAGAACAGAGGCUUCACUUGGGAAGAAGUUAAAGAAUGACAUGCUCCCUGAGAUUGAGAAGGUCCACAAGCGGAAAGAGAAGCUGCUGAAGAAACAGCAUAGAGAAGCUCUUCUUCUUGAUAGUAUGAUAAACGUGGAUGGGGUUGGUCCAGGACGCUCCCUUCGUGAUAGAAAGCCUGUCACCUAUACUUUUGAUGAUUACGACAGAUCGAUCAAUGAGGCUAUCAACAUAACCAAGCGGAAACAGCCAUCUCCAGAACAUACUGUUCGUAGAGAAAUCGCUGCAAAAGCUGAUACGUCUAUAAAUGGUAUUUGGGCCGGUCCGUCCCCAAUUCCUCAUCAAUCCUCUUUUGAUGCACUGUCACCCAAGUCAUCAGACUACGAUGAAACUGAUAUAGACCAUAAAUCUGAUCAAUUGGAUCGCAGUAACCGAAGAAGACAAAGACCUCAGCGGUAUUCAGUAAGAGAGUUUGUCGAAGCAGUUUCAGACCAUGAGGCUGGUUUUGAUAGUGAUGAUGAUAUAGUUGGAGAAGUUGUAUAUGAUGAUGAAUAUUUGAGGCAACGGAAGCAAAAGAGGAAAAUGUCAAGUGGCUCUGAAGGAGAUGAGGAGUAUCAUGGAGAUGAAGAAAAUGCAGAAGACGAUGAUGAAGAAGAAGAAGAAGAAGAAGAUGAUGAUGAUGAUGAUUUUAGUAAUAGCGAUGAUAGUGAUGAGCCACGGAAAAUUAAGAAACUGCCUGCUGGCCGCACUAGGAGGGAAGCUAAAUUAAGGUCAGUUGAUGAGCUCCAAUCAGGUCUAAGGCGUAGUAAAAGGGCCACCAGAAACCGAAUAGAUUAUAAACAGUAUGAAGUCUCAGACUCUGAUGCAGAGGCGGUGAAACCUGAGAAGUCAAAUGCUUCAGAUGAACACACGGAUACUGAAAAUGCGGGAUUUUCAAUGGGAAGUGAUGAUUCUGAGGGCGAAAAUGAUAAUCCGGAGAUGAAAGUUGAUCAACCUGUAGAAGAGCAACCAGAGGCAGUAGAGAAAGAGCAAAACCAACCACCUGAGAAAUCGGACAGUCCAGGUGAAGAUGAAAGCGGUGGUGUGAGAAAACGACGGUUUCUUGACCUAAAUGAGCUUGCCCCUGGUUCCGGUUUUGAAGAUGGUCCAAAUACAAUAAUGAAAGACGAAGAUGCCGAUGGUUUCUAAGUUCUAAAGCUCCCUUGUCCACAUGAUGGUUGCAGUUUUCUCUUGGAAAAGGUGGUUGUACUAUAGAUAAUUUAUAAAUUUUGCUGCUAACCCAUGAAGCUAUGACGAGAGUUACUGCCAUGGUGUAAUUCAAGCAGCUACCGAGAUGCGGUUUCUUUGUUAUUCCAGCUGUGAUGCUUGGAAUGUUAUGUAGAUUGAGUAGUCAAUUUUUUAGCUUGCCUACAACCAAAGAAACCUACGGAAAAUCAAUGGCACUUGUUGGGAGUCCUUAUUUAGUCAGUGUACUAUAUAACCGCUUCUCUCAUAUUUGUAACCGGUAUUUUUUAGAUUAGAUUUUCAAGCCCCACUGUGUUCUGUUCCGUGGUCAUGAGAAUGGUCUGCUGCUGUGCAUCUGGGCUGGUUGGGUCUGUUGGUGUCGGCAUAUUUUGAAACUGAUUUCCUUCUUCUAAUGGAACCAGUCUCCCUCUAAAGGUAA